AAACGCCGACGUUCAGGAGACGCGUGGAGUCGCGCUAUAUAACCCAGGAACCCCGGUGUGGCCACGCGUUUCUCGCUCCCCUUUCACUCUCACCACCGCCGUUAGCAUGCCCCCCAGGAAGAAAGCCACCGCGACAGACGCGUCCGACGCGGCGAAACCGGCGUCGACGCGGGCGACGCGCUCGAGUACGCGGGCGAAGGCUCCCUCGUCCAAGGCUUCGACGUCUGCUGCUGCCGCGGUCGUACCGGCGCCGGCCUCGAAAGCGAAAACGAAGGCAAAGCGCGAGAGGGCCGCGUCUGAUGAGGAGGAUGAGGAAGAGGAGCCGGAUGCGAAGAAAGCGAAGACUGGUCAGAACGGUGCGAGCGAUGACAAGAGCGGCGGCGCGUCGCAGAAGGCGGACCCUCCUGCUAAGAUGGUGACUGUGGUCAAACGUGGAGCUGCGCCUGUCGACCCUUGCUCUGGUUGGGUAGAUACGCACCAAGUCUUGUCAACCCCGGAAGGCAUCUGGGACGCGACCCUAAACCAGACAGACAUAAGCAAGAAUGCUAACAAGUUUUAUGCGAUUCAGGUACUGCAUCCCGUAGGCAACGAUUUAGACUGCACGUUGUUCACGCGCUGGGGACGAGUGGGCGAAAACGGCCAGCAGCAGAAGAAGGGUGGAAUGUCCUCGUCUGCUGCCGUCAGUGCAUUCAAGGCACAGUUCAAGGCCAAGGCCGCGGUAAACUGGGAACAACGACACGGUAUGGUGGCGAAGAAGGGAAAAUAUCAGUGGAUAGAGCGUGUCUUUGAAGAUGAAAAGCCUGAGGACAAUGCGGGGCCAAGCGGCUCAGGCUCGAGCAAAAAGGAUGUUGAGCCGGAGAAGAUCCCUGAUUCGACCCUUCCGCAAGAGAUACAGGCACUAUGCAGACUCAUGUUCUCUGCGAAGCUCAUCGAUGCUACUCUGUCCUCGAUGAACUACGACGCGAACAAGCUACCUCUCGGGAAACUCGCCAAAUCGACCAUCCUGAAUGGGUUUGCUGCUCUGAAGACACUGUCAGAAGUCAUCUCGCAACCAGACGGUGACACAUCUAGACAGCACGGUGGUUACCGUUCUGCCGUCGAAGAAUUGACUGGCCGCUAUUAUUCUAUCAUCCCGCAUGUGUUCGGACGAAACCGCCCGACGACUAUCGAUUCAUUGCCUCUGCUGAAGAAGGAACUCGAACUCGUCGAUGCUCUAGGAGACAUGGAAGUAGCCUCGAAGCUCAUCACGUCCACGGUCCCGAAAGACGCGAACGGCAAGCCGCUCAACCCGCUCGACCAGAACUUCCUCUCGCUGCGCCUCUCUAGCAUGGACCCGAUCGCGCGGGCCAGCAAGGAGUUCGGCGCGCUGGAGACGUACACGCGCGAAACCCACGGUGCGACGCACCGACAUUACCAGGUGCAAGUCCUCAAUGCGUUCCGCGUCGAGAGACAAGACGAGACCGACGCGUGGAUGAGGGCCGGAAAUGACAAGCUUGCAGACGGAGAGCGUCUCUUGCUCUGGCAUGGCUCCCGUUCGACCAACUUUGCAGGUAUCCUCAGCCAAGGUCUGCGGAUUGCCCCUCCAGAAGCUCCCGUCACUGGCUACAUGUUUGGGAAAGGAGUAUAUUUCGCCGACAUGAUGUCCAAGUCCGCCAACUAUUGCCAUGCAUACUUGAGUGACAACACGGGUAUACUCCUCCUGUGCGAAGUCGCUGCGAAGCCAUUCUACGAACAGCAUGCCGCGAAUUACAACGCAGACCAAGACUGUAAGGCAGCCAGGGCGAGGUGCACGAAGGGUCUUGGACGAACGCAGCCUGCUGACUGGCAAGACGCGGGCGCCGCGUUGGAGAACGAUGCCCUCAGCGGUUGCCACAUGCCCAAGGGUCCUGGACAGGAUGUCCAGGGCAUCCAAGGAUACCUGCAGUACAACGAGUAUAUUGUGUACGACACGUCGCAGAUCCGUGUGCGCUACCUCCUCAUGGUCAAGAUGAACUAGUGAAACCACUACGCGAUUCGCAAAUGGACAUUGACAGUGCUAAUAUCUAUUGAGUUGUGGUGUAAUGAGUAUGUCAGUCAUGUUGCUCUCGCUUGCUG
Rhodofomes roseus is the source of this 2094-nucleotide messenger RNA. Its product is annotated as poly polymerase catalytic domain-containing protein. Lineage: Eukaryota; Fungi; Basidiomycota; Agaricomycetes; Polyporales; Fomitopsidaceae. Gene Ontology annotation, molecular function: NAD+ poly-ADP-ribosyltransferase activity. The record is from RefSeq and is a predicted model, not a curated record. The coding region runs from base 107 to 1996 and encodes 629 amino acids. The transcript has 23 exons.